Molecule: messenger RNA, 1660 nt
Organism: Rhipicephalus microplus (southern cattle tick)
Lineage: Eukaryota; Metazoa; Arthropoda; Arachnida; Ixodida; Ixodidae
Product: transmembrane protein 177-like
Cellular component (GO): membrane
Source: RefSeq, a predicted model, not a curated record
CAGUCAAAUCAGGUCGAGCCUACUUAUGGCCAUGUGCGUAACGCGGAAUAGCUCGUUUCAACUCGUGCAACUUUGAAGCGGCCUGCGGUACAGUAAAUUAAUAUUUCGGAGUUCCUUUGAUCACAAGACGUUCAUCGCACGCUCGGAAUCAUGGCUUCACGUUGGUUUCUUAGCGAGGCGGGCAGGAAAGCAGCCGGCUUGGCAGGUCUCACUGGCGGCUUCAUAGGAGCCAUGGUUGGCCUGCUUCCUCACACGCACCUGCUCGAACAGUACAAGGGCAUAGUUCAAGCCUACAAGGAUGGUAAACCUGUGGCUUUGGAUCCAGCUGUGAAGAAAAGAGCGGAAGAGGUUCUCCGGUCAGUCGACCUCGAUGACAUGCAAAAGGACAGUAUCAGCUUCUUUCACGUGCCCAUUUUGGACACAUUCUUUGCUGGCAGCACGACGGCAUUUAAAGGAGUGAUCAUCGGCCUGCCCCUCACCUUCAGUUACACGACGAAGGAAGACGUGCAGACAAGGAGCCUGCUCAUUCACGGUUCCAAAGCGCCAGAUUGGGAAACCAAAGAGGCGGAGCAACUAAAGAAAUCGCUCGUGCUCAGUGACACGCAGAGGUUUGUCAUCGCAAGGGACAUCAGUUGGGCAAACACCUACUAUGUCCAGUUCCAGUCAGCAGCGCUCUCCUUCUCUGUCCUCAACUGUUACUUCAUGAGUCGCCUUAUCAAUGACAGGUUCAACUUGCUGAUUCGUGCACCUCGUACUUUUCGUGUGGCGCUGUAUGGUGUAGUAGUGGCACUUCAUGCGACUGUGUACAUCGGCUUCAAGGAUGCCAUGAGCCAGUACUGGGACAAGAAAGCGGACAGCGUGGCAGCUUCCCUGGGGAGAGAUUAUGUUGAGGGCGGUGUAGAGUAUUAUGAGAAACUUCUUCAGAGGAACAGGGCUCUGAGGGAAUUGCUGGGGGAUGAGGGACGCAAGUAUUACACUUCGAAAGGUAAUAUUGACAGGAUAAUUCGGUCCGACCAUGUCCCAAUCACGCACAGAUUGGAAGGCUUGAAAAAUAGGCUGCAGACGGCCAGUAAAAGUGAACUUGCUGCCUGAUGUUUCUCUGAACCGAACAUAGACUGACUUUUGUAGUAUAUAUUGAGUUAUUUCUAUUUCCGUGCUAAUAAAGGAUAUACCUAAAACAAAGACUGUGCGUAUAACCAAAUCUUCCAGCAGUUUAAUGGCUGUCCGAAAAAUGUAACAUUAGUGUUAUCCACUCGGGUGUUUCCAGUAAUCUAGUGCUCGUGACUUGUUUUGGACCUUUGAAAGCAAAUCGUGCUCACAAGAUAAAUAAGCUGAAUCCCAGGAUCUCAAAAGAGAUGUAUCUCAAAUAGAGUAUCUUGCCAUACUAGAGGCACUUCUUUUCAAAUCAAUAAUAACGGAACCAAGAGAACUUGUUGAAUAGAAGCUGAAAUGGAUUGUUACGGAUUACAACCACUGUUUCUUGUGAUAUAUUGCCUAAUAAGCACUUCUUUAAUAUGCAGAAUAGAAGCUUAAAUAGAUUUUUACAGCUUGCAACCACUGUUCUUGGUGAUAUAUUGCCUAAUAAGCAUUUCUUGAAUAUGCUAGCAAGGCACUUCUAGUGUUCGACUCGGCGCAACGUCAGAAUAAACUCUAGCUCAUG